UGUGUGUGUGUGUGUGUGUGUGUGUGUGUGUGUGUGUGUGUGUGUGUGUGUGUGUGUGUGUGUGUGUGGGAGAGUGAGAGGGAGAGGGAGUGUGAGAGUGGAGCGCACCAUAGAACAUGACUAUGAAAAGUUCAAAACGCAGUGACGUAAUAUAACCUGUUGUAAUGCAUGACACAUCAUGAUACUCCCCUCUCUGUAUUGAGAUUUUUUUUAUCUGAAUACAUUUUGUCACCACACUAAAAACCAACACUGACAAAGUGCCAACGAUAUGAUGAAUAAUUGGAUUAAUUUAAAAACAUUUAUGUAAAAACAAAAAAAACAUCAUAGCAUUAAAAAUACUUUUGGAUUUGUAAUUAUUGGAAAUUUGACGUUUAACUGGAAUAAUAUUGGAACAAAAACUUGAAUCUUGAGAAGGUGAAAUGAAAAUGUUUUGUUUUGAAGAUUAAUUGAAUCUUCAGUGUACAGAUUGAUAUUCAUGUUUGCCAACUUUGUGAAUGCAGUCAUUGAAACUCCGUCUCUACCAAUGUUGUGUGCAUCAUUACUCAGUUGUGGCAAAGUUCCAUUUAUACUACUGCAUAAAUACAUAGUUGAUUGUUUACUUGACACAUAACCAUGAGUUAUUCUCAAUCAAGAUGUCUUAUUUAAAAUUUAACUGACUGGAAUCAGAAUCCCUACAUCACUGCCAGAACGACAAAGUGGUUCUGACAGAACUACAUUUUGAUCCCUGUGUGUUGUGUUACAAAUCUUUGUCUCAUGCUUAUUUAGAUCAAGCACAUUUGUAAUAUAUGUGAUUACCUACAUUCUCUUGCAUAAAUUGUCUUUGAAAAAUGAAUGAUAUGAGACUAAUCAGGUAGGACUUUGUUGAUGUGAUGUUGCUUGAAUUUAACAUAAGAUGUAAGGACUGAUGGACACAUGAUGUGUAUACAAAAUGUCAAGUGAGAGUUGAAGUUUUGUGUUACAGUUCAAUGUAAAGCUUUCUAAAAUAUCUAUAAAACCCUUGAAUUUCCUGUACCUGCUUGCUUGAUUGGUCAUUGGUUUUGCUACUUCUCACUAAUGGGAUUUGUGUGGGGUGGGCGGUAGUAGUCUGGAAACUAAGUUAUUUCUUGGUGCACUUUGCACCGCACUGUGCAAGUAGUAUUCAGACUUCUUAAUUUCUCAGCCAUGAUGAAAUCUGAGCCCAUGGAACCUUUUUUGUCUUUCAAGUGAAAUGUUUGUAAAUCCACCAGAGGGAGUGCUGUACUCCACAGAUUCAAAAUUGUUAAAAGCAUUUUCAGAAAGACCGCACUACCUGCUUUCCUUGGGAGCUGCACUUUUCUUUUUUUAGGGACAUUUAUCGGGAUGCUUGUGUCUGGCUCAGUCCACACAUAACUCCGUUAGACACGGGAGGCAAGACUUGUUGCAAUAUGGAUUUUUAAAACGUCAUUAGUAAAAGAAGAGGAAGAGCCAGAAAACAAAGGUGAGUGGGCAGUCAGGUGAAGAUGACUGCCAACAAGAACACCAAGGCUGCACCCAGAACAGGAGUGGGUAAGGACACUCAGAAGAUCCCAGAGAGGUGCCAGUCUGUUUCCCCUCCUCCCACUCUCUUCUCUUGCAAGGACCAGUGCCAUUCCUCAUUCAACGAUUGCGAGGACUCUGCUCCGCUGUCCAGGUACACCAAAGCAGACCGCAAACUCCUGAGCCAGCGGAACUGGAGCCAGAAGACCGCCAGCCUCCGCAGCGGUGCCUCUCUCUCCGCGGACUUUGAGUCCCAGAGCCGACUCAUCAAGGCCAAGAGCAUCAGCUGCCUGGACAAGAGGCUCUCCAUCUUCAAACCCAGCCAGAACGACGACGGAGCAGGUCAGGAGCAGAAGGAGAACCAGCAGCUGCCCGAGGUCAGCCAGGCUAAAAAGGGUCUUAGCGCGGGGCCUCUGAGCUGGAGCACACUCUCCCUGGGGCCCGGCUUCUCCUCCACCUCCUCUGCCACCAACCACAGCCACAAGCGCACCCUCUCGCUCAGCUGCACGGGCGUAGGGCCCCCUUCUGCCGCUAUCCGCAAGAAGAUCUCAGAAUGGGAGUGCCGGCGAGUGGCUCUUCCUAGGAUGAGCCUGUGUCUGGAGAAAAGGCCCGGCAGCGAGUGCGUGGGAGGCAGUGGGGACGGCCUUCUACCUUCGCCCUGCAGUGAGAAGACCUUCGACUUCAAGGGCGUGCGGAGGAUGAGCACCGCCUUCUCGGAGUGCUCCUACCCAGAAACAGAGGAAGACGAGGCGGUGGCAUCGGACAGGGAGUCCGCGGGCCGCUUCCAGAAGAAGCAGGGGAAGACCGAAGCGUCUGGUGUCUUUCUGCGCUCCCUGACGGCGCGCAAGGAAACCUCCGCCGUCCUCACCCGGAUACAGAAAAUUGAGCAGGCGCUGAAGGACAGUCCUACUCCGUCUCCGCCCCAGUAUCUUAGCAAUUGCUACGGACAGGACAAGGGACGACAUAAGUCGUUCUCCAUCGGUGGCCUUGAGGACUCUGACAGUGCCUGUGCCAGUAAGCGGAGCAGUAUUUGCUCCAUUGCUACAGAGUCUGACUUCUCGCCAGCCUCGAGCAGGCUCUCCAAGCUCAGGCAGAGGUUCAGCAUCUGCUCCACCCGAUCCGAGAGCCCUGAGCCCCCAGCUGCCAGUCCCGGUGGCACGCCGGUCAACCCCUUGCCCAAACCUAAACGCACCUUUGAGUAUGAUGCCAACCGCAAUCACAAAGGCACAACUCCCAGCAACGGACUACCUCCCUCAUGUGAGUCCCCGCCCCCGCUGCCCUCCACUCCAGCCCCCUCCCUGACACGGAAUCCAAAGACUGAUGGAGGCUCCCCUAAGAAGACCAAGGAUAGGGGAUCGUACGAGUCCGAAGACGCCGCGAGCCUGGCCUCCUCCCACCCUUCUUCGCCCACUGAGAAUGGCACGGCCUCCAGGGGCACUCCCAUUCGCCCCAGCUCUAAAAGCCCUUUAGAGGAAAACGCCUACGAGGACAUAGUGGAGUCUAUGAAGGAGAACCCGUAUGAAGAUGUGGAUCUGAAGGGACGGAUUUUGGGUCGAAGGUCUCGGGGGUCACUGAACCAGUUAUGGACCUCCCAAGACCGGAAGUUGUCUUCUCCUCCCCAGCUACCUUCUAAACCAAGCAGUCAGUCCUUACGGCUGCCGGGCCCUGCCGACAGGAAGAGCCACCGGACGUCCCGCCUGGCCAAGCGGCACAGCCACGAUGACAUGCUGCUCAUGCCACAGCUGGGUGGGUCUACUUCCACCUGUGGUCUGUUGGACGACAGCUUGAGCACCGCCAGUGACACCCUGGCAUGCCGUAGACAGAGGAGGGUCCCCAAGUUGGUGCAGAGGAUCAACUCCAUCUUCUCCAGCAAGAGAGGGAAGAAGAGGCUGAAGAAGCUCUCCCUGUCCAACAUUGAAACGUCAUCUCUGAGGGAUGACAAUAGUGAGAGUGAGAGCGACUCUGACGACAGGUUCAAAGCACACACCCAGAGGCUUCUGAAGCUGCAGUCUAUGCUGCGGCGGGCGCCCAGCUACCGCACCCUGGAGCUGCAGCUCCUUGAGUGGCAGGAGAGGGAGCUGUUUGAGUACUUUGUGGUGGUCUCCCUCAAGAAGAAGCCCACCAAGAGCUCCUACACUCCCGAGGUCACCUACCAGUUCCCCAAGCUAGAGAGGCCCACCAAGCUGAUGAGGGAGGCUGAGCAGAGACUCAAAGCCAUCCCUCAGUUCUGUUUCCCUGAUGCCAAAGACUGGAUCCCUGUGGCUGAGUACAGCAGUGAGACCUUCUCCUUCAUGCUGACUGGUGAAGAUGGCAGCAGGCGGUUUGGCUACUGCAGGCGACUCUUGCCGAGCGGGAAGGGGCCUCGCCUGCCAGAGGUCUACUGCGUCAUCAGCAGGCUAGGCUGUUUCGACCUGUUCUCCAAGAUCCUGGAUGAGGUGGAGAGGCGCAGGGACAUCUCGGCUGCUCUGGUGUACCCCUUCAUGAGGAGCCUGAUGGAGUCGCCUUUCCCCGCACCGGGGAAGACCAUCAAAGUCAAAACCUUCUUGCCUGGAGCAGGAAAUGAGGUGAUUGAGUUGCGGCGGCCCAUGGACUCUCGGCUGGAACACGUGGACUUUGACAGCCUGUUCGGCUGCCUGGGCGUGAGGCAGGUGGUGCGCGUGUUCGCCUCCCUGCUGCUGGAGCGGAGGGUGAUCUUCGUGGCGGACAAGCUCAGUACCCUGUCCAGUUGUGUGCAUGCAGUGGUGGCUCUCCUCUACCCUUUCUCCUGGCAGCACACCUUCAUCCCCGUGCUCCCUGCCUCCAUGGUGGACAUAGUCUGCUGUCCAACGCCCUUCCUGGUGGGCCUCCUCUCCAGCUCACUCCCCAAGCUCAAGGAGCUGCCUGUGGAGGAGGCUCUCAUGGUGGACCUGGGAACGGACCGUUUCAUCAAGCAGAUGGAUGACGAAGCCUCACUGUUACCGAGGAAACUUCAAGCUGCACUAGAACAAGCUUUGGAGCAAAGGAAUGACAUCAUCAAUCAGGACUCUGAUAGUGAUUCAGAUGAAGAAUGUAACUCCCUGAACAGUCUGGUGUCUGAGACCUUCAUCCGCUUCUUCCUGGAGACCAUCGGCCAUUACUCUCUGUUCAUGACCCAGGGCGAGCGAGGUGAGCGGGUUUUCCAGCGCGAGGCCUUCCGCAAGUCUGUGGCCUCCAAGAGCAUCCGCCGCUUCCUAGGUGUCUUCAUGGAGUCCCAGAUGUUUACCGGCUUCAUCCAGGACCGCGAGCUGAGAAAGUGCCGGGCGAAAGGUCUGUUCGAGCAAAGAGUGGAACAGUAUUUGGAAGAGUUACCAGACACAGAACAGAGUGGAGUCAAUAAGUUCCUGAAAGGAUUAGGGAACAAAAUGAAGUUCCUUCAUAAGAAGAAUUGAGAGACCAAUGUGCUGAAACCAAAAAAAAAAGAAAAGAAUGCUUCAAUCCUGCUUUUGAAGAAGUGAAGGACAUGAAACUGAUUGCUGCAAAUUUGUCAAAUGCUCUUUGCUGCAGGAAUUCAUCACUGUAUCUGUGCAAUUUUGAUGGACUUUAUUGUGUCAGAAUAUCUGCCAUUGUGGGGCCGUUACUUGACAAUAGAAACAGUUAAUUCGCUGAUAGUAUCGCAUGAUGGAUGAAAGCAGCUUCCCCCAUGAGUUUACUUUCUGUGCCUUACAUUCUGAUUGAAUGACAAGAAUGAUUUGUCAGACAAAGUACGUGCGUUUGUGUACAUAUUUCACUGUAAACUGGCUGUGAUAAUCUCAGUGUAGCGUGUUAUCUUUAGGUACCAUGUUUAUGAACUAGUGUUUCAGUAGGAUGGUACUGAGUGACUGUGCAUUAUUGUUUCUGAAUAACCACUGACGGUGAGUUUGAUACAUGUUGUGGAGCAGAUGUACAGAUGUCGAGUUUAGUUUUGUAUUUAACGUUAGGGUUAUUAACCUUUCAUGGAAAGGAAAUGUUGAAAGAAUAAGCAUCUUUGGAGCUUUUGUACAUGCAUUAACAUAUGAAGAAAAUUAUUGCUCAAGCCUUUCAAUGCUUUGUAAAAUGUUUUAAAAUAAAGCUUUUGAAUUAGAA
Molecule: messenger RNA, 5574 nt
Organism: Clupea harengus (Atlantic herring)
Lineage: Eukaryota; Metazoa; Chordata; Actinopteri; Clupeiformes; Clupeidae
Gene: dennd2b
Product: DENN domain containing 2B
Exons: 21
Coding region: 1479-4901 (1140 amino acids)
Biological process (GO): positive regulation of ERK1 and ERK2 cascade
Source: RefSeq, a predicted model, not a curated record